Molecule: messenger RNA, 13480 nt
Organism: Pelobates cultripes (western spadefoot toad)
Lineage: Eukaryota; Metazoa; Chordata; Amphibia; Anura; Pelobatidae
Source: the annotation of a GenBank genome assembly
AUGUCCAGUAUCAAGAACUCUUUGGUUAGUUUCAUCUACAAACUGGAAAAUGAGUAUGAUCGGCUGACAUGGUGAGUGAUGGCCUUCUGGCAUAGGUCUUAGACCACGGUCCUGCCGUCUUACAUAGUUUACAAAGGAAAUAAAAGGCUAGCUUAAUAAAGGGUUAACCUAGCUCCUGCAGCAAAGGCUGGGCUGGCACACAUUCUAUGAUAUAUUUUUUUUUAUGCACACAAUUAUCAUUAGCCUGCCCAGAACUCUCUCCAAUCUCUGUCUUUGUUUACUUCUAUUGUAUUUCAAAGCCGCAUUAAGGGGAAAGGGGCAUGAUAAUAAAAGGGCAGUGAUUGGCUGUGGGGGAUAUCAUGUCUGCAGCUCCGCUCACACAGAAUACGUCUAGUAAGGAAAUUGGUACGUGAGAAAGGUGUGACUGAUAGGGUGGGUAUGCACUACAGAAUGGUGAAAAACUAUAUGACAAUAUGAAUAUGGAGAAAAUGCAGCAUGAAUAUGAGGCAAAGCCCUAUCAGAGUGUGCCUGGAGUGUCACUUUAUUUGUAAACCAAUCAUGUUCUUGUGUCACUAUGUACUCUGCCCAGCACAUUCCUGACAUCAGUCCAUUCACAGGCAUCUUAUAUCCAUGAUAUGGACAAAUUAUGCUAAUUUUAAAGACCAUUCAGUUCAAUCUAUAAUCUGCGCUAGAAAAUAUAUAGAUUUUAGUUUAAAGUUCUUUAAAAUAGUUCUCUUCUGCCUGUCAUGUCCUCAGCAUUGGACCUGUGUGCCAGCUGUGGACUGAGUGACAAGGGAAACAUGAGAACUCUUCUCCGGGUGGUCCUUUACUCACACUGCUUUCUCCCCCAGCAGGUUUCUCACUCUUUCUGAGGGAGUAUGAGAUGCGCUGAUGUGCUGGCAAGUGAGCAUCCGCCCUGCUUUAGUGAAGAGCAGGAAAUCAGACCCCGUUAGCAAGCCAGGCCUGCUGGGUGAUGGAUGACAGAACAGGUCAAGAGUGACUCUCGGUCGAAUAACUCUGAUGGCAACAGAUAAUUACAAAUUUACUUUAAAAAUAAAAAAAAUUAAUAUACAUCUUAAAAGAUUCAAAUAAUCAUAAUAUGACCGUAAAUGUAAGAAACGUUUACGAGAUGAGUGAAAAUUCAGUGGCAGUUGCCAUUAGUAUACUUCUCAAUAAGCCAAAAAACAUUGAAUGUAGUUCAUUGUGAAGUGUGAUUUGUCAGCCGUGCACAAUUUGCAGACUUCUCUGAUUGGACAGUGUCAGGCGUGCACAAUUUGCAAGGCUUCUCUGAUUGGACAAUGUCAGGCGUGCACAAUUUGCAAGGGUUCUCUGAUUGGACAGUGUCAGGCGUGCACAAUUUGCAAGGCUUCUCUGAUUGGACAAUGUCAGGCGUGCACAAUUUGCAAGGGUUCUCUGAUUGGACAAUGUCAGGCAUGCACAAUUUGCAAGGCUUCUCUGAUUGGACAGUGUCAGGCAUGCACAAUUUGCAAGGCUUCUCUGAUUGGACAAUGUCAGGCGUGCACAAUUUGCACGGCUUUUCUGAUUUAAUUGCUGCUAAAUCUUGCGGCAAUUACUCUAUCUUAAUUCUCCUUGAUCUUUCUGCUGUCUUUGACACUGUUGAUCAUCAACAGCUUCUUCACAUUCUCUGUAAUUUUGGUCUACGGGAUACUGCUCUCUCCUGGUGCUCCUCCUACCUCUCCAGCGCUCUUUCAGUGUUUCUUUCUCUGAAUCUGGCUCUUCCUCCCAACCACUCUCUGUCAGCGUCCCCCAAGGUUCUGUCCUUAGUCCCCGACUGUUCUCUAUCUCUCAUGGUAAACUCAUCAAUUCCUUUGGCUUCCGUUAUCAUUUCUAUGCAGAUGACACGCAAAUCUACCUGUCCUCUCCUGAUCUCUCUCCGCCCAUCUUCUCUCGUGUCUCUGACUGCCUCUCUUCGAUUUCUAAAUGGAUGGCUGCUCACUUCCUUAAACUCAAUCUGUCCAAAACAGAACUUCUGGUCUUUCUUCCCUCAAGUGUUACUACUUAUGUGUCUGUCUCCCUCCAAGUCAACUGCGCUACCAUCACCUCUAGCUCGCUUCCUUGGUGUUCUUUUUUACUCCAACCUCUCCUUCACCCCUCAUGUCCAAUCAAUCGCCAAAUCCUGUCUCUUCCAUCUCAAAAACAUAGCGAGCAUCCUCCCCUAUUUAACCCUGGAUGUGGUUAAGGUGCUGGUCCAUGCUCUUGUUCUCUGUCGCCUGGACUACUGCAAUACUCUUCUCAGUGGUCUUACGUGUUCCCAGAUUGCACCGUUGCAAUCUAUAAUGAAUGCAGCGGCAAGGCUCAUUUUCCUGUCCGCUCACGCCUCCCCGCACUGUCAGUCCCUGCAUUGCCUUCCAAUUUAAAAUUCUGGUGCUUGCUUACAAGCCCCUACAUAAUGCUGCUCCAACCUACCUAUCCUCCCUAAUACACAAGUAUGUCCCGUCGAGGCCCCUAUGCUCUGCCAAAGACCUAAGUUUAUCCUCUGUCCGUACUCCCACCUCUAAUGCUCGCCUCCAAGACUUUUCUAGGGCUGCACCUCUUCUAUGGAACUCCCUUCCCUUCUCCAUAAGAAUUUCACCCAGUCUCCACUCAUUCAAAAAUCAUUGAAAACUCACUUCUUCAAGAAAGCAUAUCAAUUAAACUGUUAGCAGGUUUUUAUCCCCCACCCCCCUUGACUCCUCUCCUGCAACUGUCAAAAAUGACCUACUAAGCCCUCAGUAAAUACUUUUCUAACAACCUACUUCGUACUCCUAAUUUUACACUUUGUGUCACUGUACCCCACUCCCUCUAGAAUGUAAGCUCAUUGAGUUGUCUGGUUACAAUUACAUGUUUGUUAGUUCUCCCACUGUACAGCGCUACGGAAUCUGAUGGCGCUAUAUAAAUAAUAAUAAUUGGACAAUGUCAGGCGUGCACAAUUUGCAAGGCUUCUCUGAUUGGACCACCCGCAAUAGAAGUGUACAGAUCAUUAAUUGCGCAGAAGCUGCGGUUAACCACAGCUACUUGACGAACAACUGGGUGGUCACAGUUCGUUUGAACGAACAUGUGGCGGUGGCUAUUUUAAACUGACGAAUGCCCAGCGGUGUUUGGUCGUGGUCCGCGUGGAACUAUUUUUGACCACAAUUUCACAUGAACACCACUGGGACUAUCCAACUUCUACCUCUUUCGUCUCCAUGUAAACGAACGCCGUGUCGUUCAGUACAUUCAAUAUACGAACGAGACCGACCCCAGAUAGCUAAAUCCAUGGAGCCAAUUUGGGACAUAUUUCGAGCGAACAGUCGGUGAACAGACUUUGUAGCUCCAUGGCGUUUGGACUGGGUUUGUGGGAUCUGAGCGCUGUUCGGUUAGAUUGAGCGCUCAGACCCAAUGUACCUGGGGAUAUAUUGAAAUGUGUGGGUUCUGUUCGGUAAAAUAAGUUAUAUAUUUUAAUGUAUUUUGUUACCUUUGUAAAAUGGAAAUAUUUUCUCUACCUGGAGAUAAUUGAGUUUACUACAGACACUUAACCCAAUUAUCUCCAGGAUAGAAAGGAGGGAUUUCACUGUUUAUGUGGGAGUGUUUUAUAUUGUACUGUAAAAUAAUUGGUUACUGUAACUUGUAUCUCAGUCCUCCACAAGGUCCCCGUGGGAGUAUCCCUUGCUGGAGGACCUGCAUAAAAGGCCGAGUUGUGGCCAUCCAUAAACAAUCGUUUUACCUCUUCAUGAAGGUCCUCUUCAUGGGGGAUUGAGAGUUAUAAUCACUAUUCUGCUCUACUUUAGCUUGAAUUUCGGGAGAAGCUACCAAGAUUGCAUUGGCCUACAUCCGUUCCACCCUUGCUCCUCCCGCAGGUUGUUUCUGGUUGGGGCCCCAAACAGGGCAAACCUCCUCCAUGACACCAACACGCUGUCUGCAUUCUGACAUUCCUGUACUCCCUAGGGACCAACCACAUCCCAACCAUCAUAUGUGCACUGUGUUGCUAUUAUUAUUUAUAAAGUGCCAACAAGUUCCGUAGCGCUGUACAAUGGGUGGACUAACAGACAUGUAUUUGUAACCAGACAAGUGGAAAUACAGGAACAGAGGGGCUCAAUGAGCUUACAUGCUAGAGGUAGUGCGGUAAUGUGAUACAAAGGGUAAGGAUAGGGUCAAAAAGUAGAUUUGGUAGGAUAGUAUUUACUGAAGACUUAGUGGUCUGUUUUUUUUGUUUUUUUUUAUGACAGUUGCAGGAGAGGAAUCAGUGUGGGGGACUAUUAACAGUUUAAUUGAUAUGCUUUCCUGAAGAAGUCAGUUUUCAAUGAUUUUUUUUUUUUUAAGGAGUGGAGAUUGGGUGAAUGUCUAACGGAGAAGGGAAGGUUGUUCCAUGGGAAUGGUGCAGCCCUAGACAAGUAUUUAAGGCGGGCAUUAGAGAUGGGAGUACGGACAGGGGAUAGGGUCUUAGCCGGGACAUACUUGUGUAUUAGGGAGGAUAUAUAGGUGGGAGCAGCAUUGUGUAGAGAUAUACUAUGCUUGGAGAGCAGAAGGAUUGCCUGCGGGUGCUCUCUCUCCCCACCUUUUUCAAUCCGUUAUUUGGAAUAGGUGGAAGAAAAACCUAAUUUUACAUUGGAGUUUUUCUAGUGAUGUAUCACUCCUCCACUCCUCCUGGCAAGAGUACAACGACCAGUUGGAUUUUCAUGUUAAAUGUAUAUGUGUAUUUUUAAAUAUGACUUUGUAUUUUUAAUAUUAUGCUGUACACUAUUGUUACAAUGCAGUGUUGGUGGGCUAAGGAGAGAGAAAUCUCGAUGUAUCCUUCCUGGUAAAAUAUUUUAUAAAUAAUAAAUAAAUUUCACAGGCAUAUUUCUUCAAACUUCCUAAAAUUCCUGCAUUUACUAGUUUGCGGAUACGUUUUUCAAACUGUCGGGUGACAUUUACAAUUCCCACUGUGCACUCAAAAGCGUUUAUUCUUACAGUCAGGGCCGGAUUAACAUAGGGGCUGAUGGAACUGCAGCUCCAGGCCCAGGCCCAUGGAAUAGGCCCAUUUAAAAAAAAAAUUUUUUUUUUUUACACACUACUCUUAGGUUUGCCACCUGACUGGUAUUUUAAUGGCACAGAUGGUAUUUGAGGCUGCCUGGUCGUGCCGGUAUUGCAGUAAUACCGGCAAUACAAAUGCAGGUCAUUUUCUCAGAAUAAAUGGAAAUUACUCUGCAAUACCAUCACCAGCCAGUAGGGGUCACUGUGUGUGGAGAGAGGCAGGGAUAGGAAGUUACAGAAUAUCCCUGCCUCUCUCUGCUACUCACUGAUCCGUGGGGGAGCAGCUACACAGCACAGAGAGUCCAGACAGCAGCUCUACAGCUCAGGUAAGUGAGGGAUGGGGGGAAAGGCAGCAGGGACACAUGGGGACACUGAGACACUAGGGGACACAUGGAGACACUAGGGGACAUAUGGGGACACUGAGACACUAGGGGACACAAACACUAGCACACAGACACUGGGAGACCUGGGAACACUGAGACACUUGGGGACAAUGAGACAUUAGGGGACACUGAGACACUUGGGGACAUAUGGGGACACAGACACUAGGGGACACAGACACUAGGGAACACAUGGGGACACAGACACUAGGGGACACUGAGACACUAGGACACAUGGGGACACAGACACUAGGAGACCUGGGGACACAGACACUAGGGGACACAUGGGGAUGCUGAGACACAUGGGGAUGCUGUGAGACAUAGGGACAUUGGGACACGGCGACACUAUGUCCCCCAGCCAGUGUCCCUAGUGUCUCAGUGUCCCCAAGUCUCCCAGUGUCUGUGUCCCAUGUCUCUCAGUGUGCCUUGUGUCCCAGUGUCCCCAUGUCUAUGUCCACAACUGUCCCCAUGUCUCCCCAAGUGUCUGUCUCCCAGACAGUGUCCACUAGUCUCCCAGUGUCCCCUAGUCUCCCAGUGUCUGUGUCCCCAAAUGUUUCAGUGUCUCCAUGUCUCCCAGUGUCUAUGUUCCUAGUGUCUCAGUGUGCCUGUUGUCCCCAUGUCUCCCAGUGUCCCUAUAUGUCCCAGUGUCCACAUGUCUGUCCCCAUGUCUCCCAGUGUCCCCAUGUCUCCCAGUGUCCCCAUGUCUCCCAGUGUCCCCAUGUCUCCCAGUGUCCCCAUGUCUCCCAGUGUCCCCAUGUCUCCCAGUGUCUCCAUGUCUCUGUGUCCCCGGGUCUCUCAGUGUCCCCAGUAUCCUAGUGACAUGGGGACACACUGAGACAUUGGGACACUGGGAGAAAUGGGGACACAGACACUGGGAGACUAGGGGACUGGGCGACAUGGGGACACUGACACUGUGAUACAUAGGGACACUGAGACACUGGGUGACUUGCGAGACUGAGACACUGGGAGCAAUCCAUCUAUACAGCAGAAUCAAACUGUGAGUAGUUUGUUGGUGAUUUUACAGAAUUUUCUCUGAUGUCACUCCUUGUGAUUUACAUCAUGUGAUGUCACGCAUAACUAAUUAUACAAUUGAUUAAGGCUGGUAUUUUUUUCCAAGAAAGGUGGCAACCUUAACUACUCUUCACAUACUCUUGCUUAAAGGAGCACUAUAGUGUCAGGAGCACAAUCAUGUAUUUCUUACCCUAUUAUGUUAAAACCACCACCCUGGCCCCUUCUUGCCUCCCUAAAUAUAGUAAAAUAUUACUUGUAUUCAAUUCUGCAGCUGCUGGCUCAGAAGUGAUGAUCUGAGCAAAUUGCAAUACUUCCCCAUAGGAUUGGCUGAGACUGUCAAAGAGGCAGAUCAGGGGCAGAGCCAGCACAAGUCCAACAUAGCCCUGGCCAAUCAGCAUCUCCUCAUAAAGAUAAAUUGAAUCAAUGCAUCUCUAUGAGGAAAGUUCAGUGUCUGCAUGCAAAGGGUGGAGACACUGAAUGGCAGUGCUGCAUACUAGGCAGUACUGCCCCAGGAAGCACCUCUAGCAGCCAUCUAAGGAGUGGCCAGUGGAGUUAUUUUCUCUGAAAAGACAGUGUUUACUGCAAAAAGCCUGAAUGGAAUGAUUCUACUUACCAGAACAAAUACAAUAAGCUGUAGUUGUUCUGGUGAUUAUAGUGUCCCUUUACGUUUGGAAGCUUAAGAGGGAUGUAUGGGAACAAAACUUGUGUGCACUGACUGACAUUAAAGUUAGUUUAGGUAAUGCAGACGUUGGUCUCUCUAACACUGUGGCAUGUCCCUUUUCUUCUACACUCACUACAGACACAUUUUCUCUGUCUCAGACUAUAUACCAGGACCUUCUGCCUGCUAGUAAGAAGGUAAGGAGACAAGUGGACCAGCGAGUGCUAGGGGACAGUCCUUAGAAAGAGUGAGCGCAUCAUUAGACGCAUUUAUGUCAAGUCAAGGUGCUGCCUGCAUAGUAUGCCCUUAGUUGGACAGCCUGCAGGAUUGGCAGGCAGCCUGACAUGCAUUCAUGCCAGGCUGACCUUCCAAUUCUUUGGACAAACAUGCCCCCUUUUUGGGCAUGUUCACCCCUUUUGGCAGGUCUUGUCACGUGAUUCGUGGAAGUGGCACACCCUUUUACCCCGCCCAUUGACUUCCUGCUUCACUGGACUCUGCUGUUAGGGGUUAUGGACUUACUUGAAAGAUUAAAGCAUAAAUUAGAGAGAAAUUAGCAUAGAGUAUGUGUUUUCUUAUAGCUGCAUCCUAUGAAUUUCCCUCCAGCACCAUCUCCAUCAGAUACAUGACACUUGGGAGGUAUGAUUGUUUUAGUGUUUUUGGUCGAUAAGAUUCAUAAUUAGGCCCAUCAUAAUUGUCAGCACCAGGCCCACUGUGCUCUUAAUCCGGCCCUGCUUACAGUAAUAGUCGUGAAUACAGCACUCACAGGUAAUUCCAAUGCAAAUUAUGGUCUUUCAUUUCUUUGAUGUCUCUUCCCAGGCCAUCAGUCUUAGAUAACUUUGCUCUGCUCUCUGGGCAGCUGAACACAUUGAAUAAGGUAUUAAAAAAUGAGAAGACCCCCCUCCUAAAAAACCAAGUAAUCAUCCCACUUCUCCUGUCUCCUGACAGAGAUGAGGAAAUCAUGGUAAGUUGCGUUUUAUUUUCAGAAAAAGUUCCAAAACUUGCAUUCCGUAUAUAUCUCUGCUCUUCUUGCAGAUACCCUUCCACCUGCCCACUCUUCUGCCUUGACUUGUAACCCUCUUCUCUCAUUUCUUCCGCCUAUCUCCAGAAGUACUCCCUCGCUGCCCCUAUGUAUAAAGCCACAUACAUUUCUGGCUUUUUAUAAAUGUGAAAUACACUAGUGUGUGCUGAGACUAGAUAUCUCCCUAUCUCCCUAUCUUCAGCGUUUAACAGAAGGCCGGGUACCAGUCUUCAGCCACGAAGUAGUCCCUGAUCACUUAAGGACCAAACCUGACCCAGACGUGGAAGAAAUUGAGAAACAGCUUGGUGCCGAGGCAGCACGACUUACCCCAGAGGCAGCUCAGGUUGAUAUACUCUGUCAACUGGUGUGGGACUUUUCACAGAAGGAAAGUGUUUCAUGUGAGCUAACAUUGUCUUCUUAUUGUAGAAACAAGUCCAGUGUCUGAAUAAGAUGUGUUCCAACCUACUGGAGAAGAUUAUCAAGGAAGAGAGGGAAUCUGAAAUUGGAAGUGAGUGUGAAAUCAUUUGUGAACUAAUCAGGUGUUAGGUUUGUGUCUUUGCCAUCAUAAACUGAUGUUAAUUUUCAUUUUUAAUUUAAGAUCUGUUAACUCAGCAGGAGCAUAAUGGUGGCCAUCCUGUCUGUAUUGCCCAUUGACCCACAAGGGUCGAUAGUCUUUUUUUUUUUUUUUCUUCCCAAACUGCUUGGGGUCAGUGUAAACUACCAACUUCAUUAGUUCCACUGAUAAUAUGGAAUUUACACCAUCUUUUCCAUCCAACCAGGACAGCUGUGAUUGGCUCUAGACAUUGGUUUAGCUCACUUGCUCCCUACCACCACUGUCCAGGCUGAAUGGGUGUGAGAGUUCUAAUGUGGAAAUGUAAAUUCUGUAUUAUCAAUGAAGCUGAAGAGGGCUCCAUCUAUGGUUGCCAAGAGAGACACUGUCUCCAAACAGCUCUCAAAACCGUUUGCUAAAAACAUUAGAUGGCACCACAAGACUUGACUGUAUUGAUACUGAUAAGGUGCUUAGAAUAUCCCUUUUAUCAAAGUGCUCUGCUUCUUGGAUAAAACUUUACUACUGUAGUGCCAAUUGAUUCUUAUUUAAAGGGGAACUAUAGUGGUGACACUAUAGUUCCCACCUCCCCCCACUAGAGGUGGAGUAACCCCACAAAGCUAAUUAUGGCAGUUUAUUAAAAAUAAAUCUGCAAUAAUUUGCUUUACAGGAGUAAGGGUGCUGGGACAGUGCACCCAGACCAUGUCAAUGAGCUGUAGUAGUCUGGGUGCCUAUAGUGUCCCUUUAAAGUCGUACUCCACUGUAGCGAUUUGAAGUUGUCAUGGUGCCUGGAGACUGUAUGUGCAUUGUUUUGCUUUUAAACUGCUGCACUUACAGAGUUUAACCCCUUUUCUGCUGGUGGGGUAACACCACCAUUGGCAGCGUCAUAGGAUGUCAUCAGCCUAGAGUUCCAGGCUAUCUAAUGUCAAGUCUGUGCAACUUUUAUUGCACAGAAUGUAAGCCAUUGGCUGAAAGCAGUCAGUUGACACUCUCAACCAAUGAUGGUGACUGGAUCAGCUUCUGCAGCUUCACAGAACCCAGACACAUAUCACCAGAGGGUAAAGGAGCCUCAGAGGACAGUGGGGAUCCAGGUGACAGGGAAACCAUUGUUAAAAACAGGCAAUGUAUUAUAUAAACUGAGGAUUGUAAAUAAGGCCUAGAGUUUGACAUUUCUCUGUCUAACAAGCCAAAAUGGGAAACGUGGCGAUUUUUGGACUAACAUAUGCAAUUCUCUAUAAUUCCUGAUUUAAUAAACUGAAAACACAUAUGUAUUCACUUAAAGAGACACUAUAAGCAACAAAACAACGUUGGCUUAAUGAAGCAGUUUCUGUGUAUAUAUCAUGCCCCUGCAUUCUCCAUGCUCAAUUCUCUGCUAUUUAGACGUUACGUCACUUUGUUUAUGCAGCCCUAGUCACACCUCCCCUGGCUGAGACACACACUUGUAAAUUCUUAUAUAGCUGGCAGUUUUACAAAGGGUCCGAGAAAGGGUUAUUCGCUAAAAAUUGAAUUUUCAUAAAUUAAACCCAGAUGAAAAAAUGAAUGAAAAAUAUCUGACCUAAAAAAUAAUUGCCAUUUGAAUGUUAAUUGCAAAUUGUUACGAACGCUGGUAUUUCAGAUACCCGUUCGCUUUCGGUGCCUCCCAAACUGCUAAAGAAUGAGUGAUUUAUAGCUCACAGUUCGUUUUCCAGAAGAAAAUGUAGUAUCCAAGUAAAUUCUCCAAGCAAUCAGACGUAUACCUUAAACUAGAUGUAGGGUACAACAGGAAAUUAAUUCAUUCAGGCCAACUGGCCGGUUUAUAUGCAAGUCCCGAUGCAAGGGGUUUACUGUGACAUAUUCCAGGGGCAUUCCCCAUUGGACCUGAGAGGGGACUAUGGCAAAGUACACACUGUAAUUACAGGACACUCUCACACAAAACAAGAUAAUCCUUCCCCUUGUGCCUGAGAGAUAAUUGAGUCAGGAACUGUACUAAACUCCAUUAUCUCCAGGCACAGAAAACAUACAUUUUACAACACCCCGAAAGUGCCCCCAAAACACAUAGAAACCCCACAAACAUCAUACCCCCUAAUAGCCCCGAUCUGGGGAGACCAACAAAUACAAAAAUCACCCAGAUCGGUUCAGGGGUUCGGGAUUUCCAUGGAAGCCAUUAUUUGACCAACCGCACACGAGGCCCCUGCCCAAAACAGUUCUAGAGAAUCAGGGCUUGUGGUCGGUCUAGUUCAGUAGUUUAAAAACCAAACAAACUACCAAACAUAGUCAAUAGUCUUACCCUGGAGCUUGUUCCCCUCAUCCAGACGAACAAUUCCACUAAACAGUGCCCUUCUAAGUGGUGUAGAACCGAACGCAGGCGAUGAUGGAAGUCUAGCAGUGUUAGGGAGUUUCCUUGUCCAAUUUUAGUUCCAGGAACUCGACAACCAAACACCGCUGCCUGCAUUCAUGCGAACAAGAUGGCCGCCUCGUCGUGGUCGUUCAUGUGAACAGUGGCCACCCAGAAAACCAUUCGAACACUGCGGUUAGAAUCGUUACUAAGUGUUAAUAGGGUUUAACAAGCUCCCGGGUGGUCUUUGGUUCAUGCGGCUGUUCGGUUCCCGAACCACAUAAUCCCAAUUGCACGAACAGAGCCUUUUUAAAGUCUAUUAGCCAAGGUCUAUUGCUGGGGCCAAAGUCCUAAGGCAAGAGGCUGGCCAGCAGUCUCCUGCAAGAACCCAUGACGAGGUUCAGUUCGUCUCACAAAUAACCUUGAAAGUAUUUUUCAGUCAGGAUAAUAAAACAAAGUAGGAUCUUUCAAAAUCACCAAACAGGUCAGUAAAUGUAAUGCAUACAAGGAAAAAGGGGGGGAUUUGAGGGCACACCUAGAAUACGUAUCUUUUAGCAAUGGCGCUGGCAUAGAGAACAAAAUUUAUAUAUUACACAGACUAAGGAACAGCACACACUAAAGACAUAUUUACAUUUUUAAAAGCGUCUUAAAAUCCCUUAUCUCGGCAAAUAAAUAUGGGGAUUCAGUUCCACCACAAACCCAUAUUGUGAUGAGCCUAUCACUACCUCCCAGUUCCCGCGAUUUCAUUGGGUUUUACUCGAAUUACGUCACAGUAACCUGAUAUCGGUGGGUCCUACACUAAUUACAUCACAUCCCCCCCGAUAUUGGUGGGUCCUACACUAAUUACAUCACAGUGCCCUGAUAUUGGUGGGUCCUACACGAAUUACAUCACAGUGCCCCGAUAUUGGUGGGGUCUACAAUAAUUUAAAUCACAGUACCCUGAUAUCGGUGGGUUCUACAAUAAUUACAUCACAGUAUCCCGAUAUCGGUGAGUCUUACACUAAUCCCAUAGGAAAGCAUUGGGUGACUAUUGCGCAUGCAUGUCAAAACGCCACGUUCAGGGGCUCUACGCAGAGCAAAGAGAUGCUGAAUGCCGGUGCUGCACACUGUUUAGCACUGACACAGGACACACCUCUAUUAGCCAUCUUAAUGCCUAUAUAUCAAAAUUUGGAAAAUUCCAAAACUCCAUUUUUCUUUACUGUGGCUAUAAUUUGCUUAAAACUUGCAUUCAAUGUCUUGCAAGCUCUCUUUUUUUUCUAAUUUUUCUUUUUUUACAUUUUUAUUUUUGUGCAUGAACACAGACAGUAAAACAUGAAAUGUAGAAGAUAAAAUUAUUCACAGAAAUUGAUACAUACAAUCAAGUACAUCGAAAACUCGUCUGGAAACGAGGACGAUAAAGAUAUUCAAGUUAGCAGCAGCCUAAUAAACAUUAAACCAGAGAGAUAUAGACAUUUCUUAAAAUGGAGUGAACAGAAAGUCUUGUCUUAGAAGAAGGUACUUCGUAUAAACAAGGAUAUUUUCAGCUAGUCAUAUAUGGAGAUUCAUACCAUGUAUACUUUAAAAGCCACAGACUAUGAAGACUAUAUCUUGAAAUGAUUCCAGGGUGUAUACAGUAAAAAAUAUCUGCUCUUCUUUUAGAUUUACGUCAGAACAAGCAGACCUAUAAUCCCACAGACACAAAUGCUUUGGUGGCGGCAGUAGCAUUCGGAAAAGGGCUCUCAAAUCGCCGCCCUCCUGGGCAAGGUGGACCUAUGGCUUCAGGUCAGGCUGCAGGAGGAAUGCUCCAGGGAUCUGCAGGAAUGACCCAGGGUCCCAUGACCAUGCAGUCUAACCAGCAGCAGCAUAUGACAGGAGUGUCUAUGGCACAGGGUAGCCAGCCAGGUAAAGGCGAAGCUUCCUGAUCUCUUCUUUUGUUUACAUUAUUUUCAAAUAAUUUUUAUUAUAUGUUUUUUUUACUUUGGGAACAACAACUAGGGAAAGGGUACAGAAUGAAAAAGUUAAAUAUAUUCCUCCAACCACAACAAUAUAAAUAUGUAUUUGAAAAAACUAGGACAUUAUAAAACAUAUACUGAAAUAUGGUCAUUACAAGUUAUACGAUAUAGUUAAAAUUACAACCCAUAAAUUGUAGAAUAGUUUCAAAUCUACAGGCUAAUGUUAAAAUGAUUGUCUUGAUUAAAAAUAACUGUAUAUUUGUAUACUCUAAUCUCCCCACAUGGGGUACCCAGCCCUCUCACAGUAAAAUAAUUAAAAUGUAAGACCAUUAGAGAAACACCUCUGAGUUUAGAGAGGCUUGAACACCAUAUCACAUCAGCCUUUAUUAGCUAAAAACACGAGUCAGAGUUUUACCAGAUUCCAGAGAUCUCUGUAAAGUAAAUCGUAUGUAGUCAUAGGUUUCUUCUAUUUGUAGAACUUGCAAAAAGUAUUUUCUUGUAAAAUUUCUAUUUAAUGAUUUAUUUGUUGAUUCUUGUUUUUGUUUGUUUUAUUUCUCCCUUUAGGUAAGAUGCCCAGCAACAUAAAAACCAACAUCAAAUCGGCAUCGAUGCACCCGUAUCAGCGAUGA